Messenger RNA from Oryzias melastigma (Indian medaka), 1678 nucleotides. RefSeq names its product ADP-ribosylation factor-like 5C (gene arl5c). Lineage: Eukaryota; Metazoa; Chordata; Actinopteri; Beloniformes; Adrianichthyidae. Gene Ontology annotation, cellular component: cytoplasm; trans-Golgi network. The transcript has 6 exons. Gene Ontology annotation, biological process: protein localization to Golgi membrane; vesicle-mediated transport; intracellular protein transport. Gene Ontology annotation, molecular function: GTP binding; GTPase activity. Bases 145 to 684 code for a protein of 179 amino acids. The record is from RefSeq and is a predicted model, not a curated record.
GAAGCGCCUCCCACGCAUGAAAGAUCAGAAAGGGACAGUUAAACCCGUGUUUUCUAUCAUUCAGCGUUUGACAGGUGAUACAGGGUGUUCUCCUCGGCUUGUACUUGUUUUGUUUUUAUUUUUCGUCGUACAAACUUGAUCAAAAUGGGUUUUCUUUUGACCAAGAUGAUGGCUGUGUUCGGAGACAGAGAACACAAAGUCAUCGUUGUGGGUUUGGACAACGCCGGGAAGACAACCAUCCUUUACCAGUUUCUAACGAAAGAAGCCGUCCACACGUCCCCCACCAUCGGCAGCAAUGUAGAGGAGAUCAUUGUUCGGAACACGCACUUCAUGGUUUGGGAUAUUGGAGGGCAGGAGAGUCUGAGAGCCAGCUGGUACUCCUACUACAGCAACACAGAGAUCAUCCUUUUGGUGGUGGACAGCACUGACCGUGAAAGGCUGCCGAUAACCAGAGAUGAGCUCCACCAAAUGCUUGCACACGAGGAUCUACAGAAUGCAGCGGUGCUUAUUCUAGCAAAUAAACAAGACAUGAAGGGCUCCAUGACAGUAGCAGAGAUCUCCCAGUGCCUCACACUCAACUCUAUCACAUCACACCCCUGGCAUGUCCAGGCCUGCUGCGCCCUAACAGGAGAAGGUCUACCUGCCUGCCUAGAUUGGAUGAAAUCACAGGUUGUGGUAAACUGAUGCCACUUCCAGUGACUGAAACUUCCUUGAACCGCGCCAACCUUCGCACUUUUGUGUGUGUUGAAAGUGUUUACUGUGUGUGUGAUGGCAUCUGUAACAGAGAGUAGUCUCCACGCCUUCUGCGUGUUUGUGUGGGAGUAUUCAAAAUGGAUGCAUGAAUAUUACAAUGACCAGGACGUUUUAUGCUAUUUUAGUUUGUUUAUGCAGUUCUCUUUCUUGUAACUGUGGAAACACGCACUACUAGGAACUGUUUUUGUUCCGUACAGUGUGAUGAGGUGCUUUCAGAUUGGACGCCCCACCUGACAAGUUGUAUCACAUUCCACUUUGUGUCAUUUUUGGUACGAAGCAAAGGUUUGUGACAUUCAGGGAAAUUUUAGCGUCUUUGUUUCAUGACAGAAACUGAGGUUUUUCCACUGGUGCUGAAAACCAAACAGCAAAAGAUGGCACAGCAUUACCAGAUCAGCAAAUUGUUGCGGUCCGCACUAAACCAUACUCUGACAUUUAAAAAGUUGUUAAUCUGAUGGUCUGAUUACAGAGAAACCCGUCUCUGGAACAGUUAAGAUCUUAUCACGACCUUUAACAUUCAUUUGUUAUCUUUCUCAUUAUACUUGAACUAUUCCUAGACCUUGCACUUUUAAGACCUUCAUUCUGCCUUGUAUUAAUUACUACCGCACUGGGAUAAAUAUAGACCGUAAACAAUGUGAAGUUGUGAGCACAGGUUAUAGUCCAUGUGGCCUUAACCAUUCUAAAACCUGUGUUGAAAAAAAUAAUGCAAAAAAUGUUAUGCCACAGAACAAAAUGAGUUUUACCAAACUAUGUUUUCUAAAUGUAUUAUUAAUGGGCUCUUUAAAUGUAUUCUGUACAUUACAGUAAUUUCCUGCAUUGGAAAGGAGCUAGCUGCUAAAUACUUAAAGAUUUAAUUAAAAACGUAUUUUUUGUACAUUUUUUUUAAAUAAAUGUUAAUAUUGUUCUUAAUAAAAUGUGCUUUUGUCCA